Molecule: messenger RNA, 951 nt
Organism: Dreissena polymorpha
Lineage: Eukaryota; Metazoa; Mollusca; Bivalvia; Myida; Dreissenidae
Product: melanopsin-like
Exons: 5
Coding region: 1-951 (316 amino acids)
Biological process (GO): G protein-coupled receptor signaling pathway
Cellular component (GO): membrane
Molecular function (GO): G protein-coupled receptor activity
Source: RefSeq, a predicted model, not a curated record
AUGUGUAUGGUGUGCUUCGGUAACCCUUUGGCAUCAACGUCGGCUCUCAACGGCGAGUGGUUCGCUGGGGAGGCCGUCUGCAAAUUCGAAGGAUUUAUAGUAUACACAUUUGGUCUAUCGCAGCUUCACCUGCUCACUGCAGUCAGUGUGGACAGGUAUAUCGUUAUUGCGAAGCCGUUGCUUGCACCUAAAAUCACCAAGCAGGUAGCAUGGGCAGCCGUACUGGGGUGUUUUGCCCUAGCUCUCUUGUGGGCGAUAUUUCCGUUCUUCGGUUGGAGCAGUUACGGUCUCGAGGCUGCUGGAGUGUUCUGUGGACUUCACUAUGACGAUCUCAGCCUGAGUAACACGACAUACAUAAUAGCGAUCACGAUAUUUUGUUUCUUUAUCCCCAUGGGCAUCAUGAUCUUCUGCUACUACCACGUGUUUAUGACGGUAAAGACGGUGAACAAAAAUUCCGUGUGGGACAUGAACAGUCGCGUGGCUCGCCGGAACCUGAGACUUGAGCGAAAGAUGCUAAAGAGUUGCGUCCUUAUGUGUGCCGUAUACUGGAUCGUGUGGACGCCCUACGCCAUUGUCUCGUUCAUCCAGACGUUUGGUGACGCUGACAGCGUUCCUAUCUGGUUGGCUGAACUUCCUGCGGCGGCCGCCAAGUCCCAGGUCGUCUGGAACCCUCUCAUCUAUGUUGCGACCAACAAGCAGUUCCGGAGAGCGUUCUUUCAGUCAAUACCGUGUGGUGGUCUGCGGGAGAUGCUGAUCAAGCGAGAUGAAGUGCAGGAGCAGGAGUCGAAGGAAUCAAACUUGGACGACAACCCGCAGCAGACGCCAUCAAACAGCUAUCAGCCGUCGGCGACGAAGAUGACAACAAUUGCAAAGAACAAGGUGGCACCGGCACCAGAAAAUGUUAUCACAGUCGUAUCGGCAUCAGAAAAAAUUACCAAUGUUGAGUGCUAG